CUUCUGCGAAUCGACAGAGGAACACUCGAGUGGAAAGACCGACCAUGGCUCGACUCAUUUGGCUCGUCGUUUUGCUCGUCGCCGCCGCCCUGGCCAACGAUUCUUCAAACAAGCCGCAAGAAUCCGAGUUUCGACAGGAAAUUCUGACAAAUUUGAACAGGACGAAUGAAAAGCUGGAUCGCUUGAUGAGAAUCGUCUUCAACCAGCCUGGAGAGACGCGGAGACUUGUGGAGGAGCAAAACGAAAAGUUAAGGGAGGAGUUGAUCAAACUUUCCAACGCGACCAACGACCGACUGGACCAACUGGCCAAAACUGUCGACCAGCACCAGAAUCAGAUUUUUGAAAUCAUAAACUCGUUGAAAUGCAUCGUUGCUCGUUUGUCGAACUUAACGUUGCUGAAUUGCAAGAUUUACUCCUUCCAUCAAACUUUCGCAAACUGGACUUCUGCAAACGAGAUUUGCAACAAAAAUUGUCUCAACUUGGCCACGAUCAGAGAUCUUAAUGAGGCACAGCUGGUCGCGGCUGAAGCGCAAAGAAUCAAAAAGGGUUAUGCUUGGUGGGUUUCGGCAAAAAAUCUAGGAAGGGGAAGUGAAAAGGAUUUCCUUUGGCGCGACGGGACCAAGUUGGAGUUGGACAGUCCGAUGUGGGUGGAAAAUGGGGACAAGACGCAGGACUGCGUUCGCAUCCAUAAUUGGACCAAUGGAAAAUUGCAAGGCUAUCCAUGCAACAGUGAUCAACCUUUCAUUUGCGAGCUGCCCAGCGAAUGUUACUGAGAGUUUAUUUCAAUCUGAUUAACACCUCGAUCAAACAAACUUUUUUAAACUAAUUUUUUUCUUGCAAAAAAUUAUUAAUUAAUUAUUGAUUUUUGUUUGGCGGAACAUCUAGAUGUUGAUUUUGUUGUCCCAUAAUUCUUUUGCGCAAUAAAGUUGGUAUCACAUAUU
Molecule: messenger RNA, 941 nt
Organism: Neocloeon triangulifer
Lineage: Eukaryota; Metazoa; Arthropoda; Insecta; Ephemeroptera; Baetidae
Product: C-type lectin domain family 4 member G-like
Exons: 7
Coding region: 45-773 (242 amino acids)
Cellular component (GO): external side of plasma membrane
Molecular function (GO): carbohydrate binding
Source: RefSeq, a predicted model, not a curated record